Molecule: messenger RNA, 948 nt
Organism: Darwinula stevensoni
Lineage: Eukaryota; Metazoa; Arthropoda; Ostracoda; Podocopida; Darwinulidae
Source: the annotation of a GenBank genome assembly
AUGGAGAAACGAAGCGGAGGAAGCAGGUGGAACAGAGGCACUGCCACCCCACCUGGCGAAGCAGAAAUAAAGGGAUGGCUGUACAAAUGGGCCAAUUAUAUCAUAGGCUAUCAGAAGAGGUGGUUCGUCCUUUACAAUGGACUUCUUUCCUACUACAGGACCCAGGCAGAAAUGUCUCACACAUGCCAGGGGACUAUGACUAUGCAUGGAGAGACAAUCAUCACUGAAGAUUCGCGUAAUUUUGUGGUGUCAAAUGGGGCUACUCAGACUUGGCAUUUGCGAGCAAGUACGGAGGUGGAUCGACAGCGCUGGGUCAAAGCAUUAGAAUUGGCCAAAGCCAAAGCUAUCAAAAUGUUGGAGUUAGAUAUGACAACAUGCGAAGAGUUGAUUCGGAAACAUGGAACGAGUCUCCAGCGUGCUCUGGGAGAACUGGAGUCCUUGCAUGCUCAAGCUGGUACCGAGGGAAAUGAUGCCAUGACAGUUGCUGCUAAGGUUCCCAGUCAUUUGAAGACUGUCAGUGAGAGAGCCAUUCUCUUUCGUAUCACUUGUAAUGCCAUGAUCAAGGCCAGUUCGGAUUAUGUUGACCUGGCGACCAAUCAAGGUCGCAAGUGGCAGCGCCUUCUACAGCAUGAAAGGGAUCAGCGAAAUCAGUUUGAAGAGAUGGUGAUGGCUUUGGCCAAGCAGCUCUCUCACAAGGAAGAGAGCGUAAAAGUCCAUGCAAGUUCCCCAUUUCAAGCUCCUCCGGUGACUGGGGUUGCCAAAACCAACAGCAGCAUCCUCACGGAGUCUAAAUCCGAUGAAGGAGAGUUGGUUGAUGCUCAUGUGGAGGGUCAUGAACCAAAGAGUACCUCUCUUGAUUUCGUUGUUCAUGAAUGUCACAAACUAUCAUUUACUGUGGACAGUCUCCCAGCCACUGUUUCCUCAUCUUCCAUUGGGAUGAGGCACUGA